AUGUAGUGGUUGUACCAUUUGACGAUUCAUUGACAACAGCUCCAGUCGUGGAAGCUUGCCCAGGUUUGUUUUCUGGUGGUUGACACGAUGGGUCCUGUGGUGGUCGACUCGAAUUAAAUUCACAGAUUGACUGAUGAUGCUUUCCUGGGCAUUUGCGGCAUCGUCUAUUGGAGGUGCAUUGGUUUAUUCGAUGACCCUUUCUCAAACAUAAAAAGCAACGUCCUUGUCUCUUCAAAAUAUUCUUUCGGGCUUGUGGAUCUUUAAUCUUCUCACACAAGGCGGAAAAGUGUUCUGCAUCACAAAACACACAACGUAUAUUGCUCCCAUUUUGAUCUCCUGCGAAAAAUGCACCCGUUGUGUGCAUUCUCUGUCUUGGCUGAGUACUUGGAUCCCUUAUCUUCAGAUUACUACUCAUCUCUCUUGCUUGCACUUCACUUUUCAAUACAUUCAAUACUUCUUCGAUUUGCCAAACAUCUUUCGUUGUAACUCGAGCGAUCUGAAGACGAACAUCUGGUGGUAAUUUAGACAUAAUGAUGGGUAUGAGAAAGCUCCAGUAUUUAUCAAAUGUCACUCCCAAAGACUCCAGACCACGAAUAUUGACCCCAACCUUAUCACAUAUCAGACGAAGCUCAGCAGGUUUGUAUCCUAAACAUGUAGGCAGUUGCAAAAGUUCAUCCAUAUGCAUUGAUAUUAUAUGCUGUGUAUUCCCGAAACGUUCUUCAAGAAGAUUCAAUGCAACAUUAUAAUUUGCCUCAGUUAAAGGCAAUCCUUGAAUAACUCUAGCAGCUGGACCUUCCAAAAGUCCUUGCAAAUAAUUAAACUUAUCGAUUGGUGAAAUGUUUGGGUUCUUAUUAACUGAACUGUCAAAACGAUCCCAAAAUGUUCUAAAUUUUGUAAUUUCGCCAUUAAAUUUUUGUAGAACCAACUUUGGUAGCUUUGGGGUCACAGUAAAACUGGAUGGGUAUGAUGGUGCCCCCUCUACUGGCUCUACAGAAAUACUUGUGGGGUGUUCUUCAGUAGGUAAAGGCACAUUCUGCUCGGAAAUACUUUCUUGCUGUUCAGCCAUGUCCGUAUUUUGUGUAGGGGGUGCAUUUAUAUUGCCUGACAACAAGGGCUGUGACGUAAAUGUGUUCAAACACUCAAUCAUACCUCUUAUUUCUAAAAUUCUCGUUCGUAUUGCGUCAGCAUCCUCUAUUUCUUUCUCAAUUUCUUCAACCUUACACAACGACAACAUUUCAUCGUCCAUACCUCGUAAUAAUUUCUCUUUCUCCUCAAGUAAGUUGUCUAAAAUCUUCAAACGUGAACGAUUCAACGUGGUUAUCUCGGGGUUUUCAACAAUCGACUUCGCUUCAUGUAUAAAUUUUGUUGUAACUCCACGAUGCCCCCUUCUUUUUGCCUUUAAACGAUCAAUAUCUGUCUCACUCAUGGUAACGAAUACUUCAAAAUUCAAACGACAAUCAAAUUCAAACGAAAACGAUGUUUAAACGACGAAAAUACGGCCCCACGUUGGGCGCCAUGUUAUGAAUAUGUAAUUAUUUAUUCUAAAACGCGCGAAAAUUAUACGGGCAAUAACAACACAAAAUAAUCGCGACAAAAAUAUCGCUUAAACUAAUAAUCUACAUUACAGGUACGGUGAAUUUCGUGAAAUAUGAAUGAUUGUUUUUUGGUAUUCUGCAUACAGAAAAUCAUGUUUUAAAGUACUAUUUUAUACGUGGUACAUGUAUGCAUAAUUGAACAUGUGCAGGGUGUUAAUGUGAUAGCCCAGUUCUCUUUCAACUUUAUAAUACAAAAUCUAUUUUUGACAAUCCGUUUUAGGUACAGGACCAGCAAGCCUAUCCUGGGAUAACCGUACCUACAAAUGCGCUCGGAUUUACUUAGAGAAGCUCCAACCAACCGUAGCCAAUCACCAUUCCUUUUUACAGCGAAAGAACAAGAAGGAGAAGGAGCCACUUUUCUUUUUGACAACAAAUGGAAAUCCUAUCCCUUCGUCCCAAAUUUCCAACACAAUCACGAAAGUUGCAAAAUUACUGGAUCCAUCUAUUCAGGGAAAUGUUACUGGGAAGCGAAUCAGGAAAUCAGCAGUGUCUCGUCAUCGGCAGCUUGCUGAUUCUGGCGGUUCGAGUGGAUUAUCAAAAGACGAGCUUGCUCGACAGAUGUCACAUUCUACUUCAACAGCAGAAGGACACUACGCCAUGAGGGAUACUGUUAAAGGUAUAAGAUGUUGUCUUGCUGCAGCUCUCCACUUCGAAAUAAUUCGCUGUCAAGCCUUAUAGUUAAAUAGUCCCAUCAUUUCAAUGGAACAUGCAGUAAAAAUUAUGGGACCAUUUGACUUUUCGCAUAGUAAAAUAGCCGAGAUUCAAACUAUUGUGGUAAUUCAACUGACGUUCUUACCGCUCUCGCUGCUUGCACUUAAUUCUCAAAUAUUUACUGUACUUAUCAACACAUUUUCUCAUUUUCAGGUCGCGCCAAAGCAUCCAAUUUUCUUCGUCACAUUGCUCCAACAACCCCCCAAAAAGGUAAGACUUUAUUGUUUUAGAACCAAAUCACUUCAUCGUGCUGAAUUUUGGAACAAUAAAAUUAUGCUAAGCUGCACUGCUAGCUUCUUCCCGAAUUUGCAAUUCGUAAUUCUUGAAAUGAUAAAAAAUAUUUAGUUCCUUGGUAGUAUAUAGUGACAUUUGCUUUUGCGAUUGCAGGGUCCCCAAAGAGAAGAAAAACACAAGGAUCAUGGAAGUAUGUUGAGAGAAGAAAAGUAUCUCCAGAAAAACCUCUUGGGCGUGGUUUCAGAAAACGUGAGUAAUAUUUCAAACAUCAAUCAAGUUUCUCUUGUAUAAAUGUAUAACUUAAAAACUAUCCUUAAACAAGAUGUAUUGCAUUCAGUAAUGUCUAACUUAAAUUCUAAUAUAUACCAUGUGCAUUUUAUGCAAUUUUGACAGAAAUACCCAGGUUUAAAGUUGAGUAACCAUUUUUAGAAGUGUCUUAAUUAAUCUAAUUUAAUUGAUAACAGUUUCAAGUAUUCGUUUUAAUGAAGUGAGAUGAAGUUGAAGUUAUCAAACAGUUAUUGGCAAAUUCGUGAGAAUUAUUUUAUAAGGUUGUUUUGAUUAAAAGUCUUACUCUAAAUAUUCAGUAUCCCUGGAGAAUCAAAUUCUAAUGUUCCAAGAAAGAAAAACGACUUUCCAAUCUCGACUAAGAACAGAGUGGUCGACCGAGAACGGCAAGAGUAGCGGAAAACAUCCAAUUGAUUUCGACAAACGCUUUCACAAAAUGUGCCGAAAGAUCUGCAUUCCCUGAUGAAUAAAUAUUUGUCUCUGAAAAACGAAUUUGUAGCACGUCAAAACAAAAGUGGUUGCUAUUUAAUAUGUUGUUUUUGGCCAGUUCUCGACAAUCAAAAUGUUUACUCAAGUUUGUGUUCAAUCAAAUAUAUAUAUAUAUAUAUAUAUAAAUAUAUAAAUAUAUAAAUAUAUAAAUAUAUAUAUAAUAUAUAUGUAUAUGUAUAUGUAUAUGUAUAUGUAUAUGUAUAUGUAUAUGUAUAUAUAUAUAUAUAUAUAUAUAUGUAUAUAUGUAUAUAUGUAUAUAUGUAUAUAUAUAUACUAUUUAAAGCACGAGAGUAUGAGUGUUUUGUCAGAUAUAAAACACGAGGCGCGGCCGAGCGUUUUAUGUCUGAUGAAACACGACAACGAGUGUUUUGAAUAGUUUAAAAUACGACUACAAAAGAAUACUAAUUAGGAUGAAUAAUUAUAUAAUGCCUCAUGCUUUAUCAGAUAUAAAGUCACUCCAUGUGACAUUAUGGCUGACAUGAUUUGCAACAAGGUUUAUGAAUUAUAUAUAUAUAUAUAUAUAUAUUUUCCUCACAACAGUAAACGUUAAAAAAUGAAUAUUUUUAUUGAAACAUUUCGGUCAAAUAUAUAAUAACUUGCAUAUGAUAAUAUAUAAAAUGUACUGAUAUUCAAUAGCGGUUUAGGUGGUUCGUUAGAAGUCUGGCCUAUAUUUACAUUUCUGACAGACUGACUUUCAUGAACAACUGUUUCCUAAAUAUUUUUAAACGUUAACUUUCUUCAAAUAUCCAGGCAACACUCUCCCGCCUCUUAUUAUUCUUUUAUCUAUCAUUCAUUUUAUAAAUUUUGAGAAAAUUACAUUCGUUUUCAGAUUUUCACACCUUAUAUCAGAUAUAGGAGAUUCUCGUUCACCUACUAAGUAAAAACGUCAGUUCCCAAUGGUGAAGACAUCCAACAGUUAAAAAAUAUAUUUAUAUUUUUAUUAUAUUUUAGGAUUGCAAAAGCAAAUUAGCCCGAAAAAAAGUCCAAAACCAAAGAAAAUCUUUUUCUGGCCAAAAGAAGUGAAUGCCCUCCUGAAUGCCACAAAAUCCCUUCAAAAGGAAAACCGCAAAAUUGAUGUAGAUGUCAUUUGGGACUGCGUCGAAAAGGACAAAGAAUGUCAAAAAUUAAAGAUGAAACAAAAAUAUAGCAAAAUACAAUUAAGUGCUAAAGUAAAAAAGUGCAGAAAGGCAGACAAAAAGAGUAAGGAUAAAAAGUAGAAUAGACGUUUAAAGUAGUAUUAUUUAACAGAUAUCGUAUUUUCCAUUUCAAGAGUUUUGUAUAGGUUUCGAUAUUAUUGCCCAGCAAGCACUUUUCGAAGAAAGACAUAAUAAAUCAUUAAAAUGAUUUUUAAGAGAAAUAUUCAGUAAUAUUUCGACACAUCACAAGCCAAAUCGUGACAAUUUUCACAGUUUUUUCCAAAUAAAAUUACUUGCUUGGCAAUAAUAUUUUUACCUAAAAAGGCAACUGUAGAUAGUGAUAACAAUAAUCAGCAGCUGUCUUGGUCUGUAACGCAACUAACUUAAAAGUACAAGCAAAUAUUUGAUUAUAAAGCCCUAUAAACAAGCCUUCGCUCAAAACGUCAAAGAUUUUCUUGCAUUUUUCAGGUAGCUGAAUUACAGACCAGGAUUGCCGCUAACAAAAUUUUUACUAUACUUCGCUUUCAGCAGCUUUAAAAUAUUAUAUCAUUUCGAAAUAUCACUUAGCUAUAAGUCAUUUGGAGUUUCUGUUUACAUAUUUAAGAGCUAGUCCUAUUUUAUCGUCAGUUAUAAAAAUUGAAAUUAUCACCACAACUUGUUUAUAGGCGCUCUAUAAAGCCAGUGUGAAAAAAUUUCGGCGGCCAUGAACUUUCACUAUUUUGCUCAGUAGCUGAAACAUUUCAAGCAAAACAUGUUCUAAUAGAAAACUAAGCUAUUGACGUGAUUGCAAGGUGUGUCGUUAUAGUUUAUAAUCAUCGUCAACGCUAAUCAUGACAUGCUAAGCAUGACGCAAUAAUUCUUACAUAAAUUAAAGAAUUAACAAUUAACAUAUAUUGGAAAAGGAGGUAAUAUCCUACUUUGCUCUCUUGCUCUGUAUAUAUGCUGUAAGUAAAGUGUUAUGUUUCAUUCUGUCUGAUAAUGACUUUGAAAUAAAGUCAAAAAUUUACAGUUUCAAUUGUUUGCCUUGUUUGUAUUCAUAUCAUGAAUUGCAAGAUGACUUCAUUUUUUGGAAUUUGUUUAUUUUUAUAUUUUCCCAAAUUGUCGGCUGGCUGUGGGUUUUUCCUACUACGUUAUUUGAAUUAAUGUUAUAGAGAUCUUCUUUCCUAAAGUUUUAAAUAAGGGAACUUGAAUGUCAUUAUACCUGAUCACAAAAUUUUGGUGACGCAUACAAUUUUCCCAAAUAUUUUAAUGUUAAAAAUCCGGCAAAUAAAACACUUAAAUAGAUCUUCCAUGAAAAUGUGCAAACACAACCGAUUGUGCCAAAUGCCACGGUGCUAAAUCGCCAACCAACCGAUUGUGCCAAAUGCCAUUACACCAAAAUUUGGACAAAUACCCAUAUUGUGCUAAAUGCCAAACAUAAUUGUGCCAAAUGCCGUAAAUAUUGCACCAAAUGCCACAAAUGUGCCAAUGUAAAUUCAUGUAAAUAUAAAAUACACCUUUGAAUUGAUUAUAAAAUGAUUUAGAAAUACUUUCUCGGACUCUUCUCGUGAAUUCGCCAUCUUUAUAGUAAAGCUUGCGAGUUGCGAAUGCGGGAAUGAGCCCGCAAUCUCAAAAAAAGUUUGUGUUUUUUUCUCUCAAAAAAAGUUUGUUUUUUUCUCUCAAAAAAAAAUUGUUUUUUUUUUCAAAAAAAAGUUUGUUUUUUUUUUCAAAAAAAGUUGGGUUUUUUUCCAAAAAAAGUUUGUGUUUUUUUCUCUCAAAAAAGUUUGUGUUUUUUAUUGAUGGCCCCUCCGGGGCUCCGUAUAUAUCUCUUCAGCUAUAUGUUGGCACACAAUUAUUUCUACAAUAACAAGUAAUAAACCAUCUAUCUCAUGAAAAAGUUCAAUUUACUAAAAUCGGCGGAAGUUGGCUUCAGCCGGCAUGUGUAUGUGUGUGACGGAUGUUACACCAAAUGGACAAACACUUUUACCAUAAAAUUUCAAAUAAAUUUUGUCUUCCAUCUUUGUAUACAAGUUAGAAUAUUUAUGACCCAAAUGCCAUGGCAUUUGGCACAACCGUUGUGCCAAAUGCCACCAAAUUGUGCCAAAUGCCACCCAACAAUCUAUCUAUCUAUCUAUCUAUCUAUCUAUCUAUAUCUAUCUAUCUAUCUAUCUAUCUAUCUAUCUAUAUAUCUAUAUAUCUAUAUAUCUAUAUAUAUAUAUAAUCUAUAUAAUAUCUAUAUAAUAUCUAUAUAAUAUCUAUAUAUAUAUAUCUAUAUAUAUAUAUCUAUAUAUAUAUCUAUAUAUAUAUCUAUAUAUAUAUAUAUAUCUAUAUACAUAUAUAUAUAGAUAUAUAGAUAUAUGUUGUUGUUGUUAAGGGACGAUGCUCUUCGAAAAACCCUUAAGGCUAAGACUCCUUCAUUUCGAGUUCGAUCGGGAUGAAAUUUGACACGAUAAUUCGAAGCAAUAUUCCUCAUCCCUCAUCGUUUUUUAAUUCGGAAUUCGUUUCAGGAGUGACCAUUUCUUAAAAUAAACGUUAAUAAUUUUUUUAACGACGAUUUUUGCAUGAAACGGCUGUGUUAUAAUAACAUAUUCGCCAAGUGAAACUAUAUUAUAUAUAUUAUAAAUUUACGUUACUUACUUUGUGUUCGCGAACAUUAUUCAAACAUUCUUGGGAAACUUGAAAUGUUUCCUGCAGAAAAUUGCAUAUCUGCCAGAGAAAACAAGCGCUUAUCAAUAUGGAUUUAUGUAAAUUCAUGUAAAUAUAAAAUACACCUUUGAAUUGAUUAUAAAAUGAUUUAGAAAUACUUUCUCGGACUCUUCUCGUGAAUUCGCCAUCUUUAUAGUAAAGCUUGCGAGUUGCGAAUGCGGGAAUGAGCCCGCAAUCUCAAAAAAAGUUUGUGUUUUUUCUCUCAAAAAAAGUUUGUUUUUUUCUCUCAAAAAAAAAUUUGUUUUUUUUUUCAAAAAAAAGUUUGUUUUUUUUUUCAAAAAAAGUUGGGUUUUUUUCCAAAAAAAGUUUGUGUUUUUUUCUCUCAAAAAAGUUUGUGUUUUUUAUUGAUGGCCCCUCCGGGGCUCCGUAUAUAUCUCUUCAGCUAUAUGUUGGCACACAAUUAUUUCUACAAUAACAAGUAAUAAACCAUCUAUCUCAUGAAAAAGUUCAAUUUACUAAAAUCGGCGGAAGUUGGCUUCAGCCGGCACGUGUAUGUGUGUGACGGAUGUUACACCAAAUGGACAAACACUUUUACCAUAAAAUUUCAAAUAAAUUUUGUCUUCCAACUUUGUAUACAAGUUAGAAUAUUUAUGACCCAACAUUCAACCACAAAGUGAAUUAAAUAUCUUGGAGGGUUUUUACUGUCAAUCUCCUUUCCAGGGGGGCCAAGACCAAAAUGUGCUGUGAUGGAUGUUACAAAAUGGUCAUGUUUAACAAUCAACUAUAAAAUUCUGGCAAAAGCCAAAGUAACUUUUUAAUAUUGUUAUAUAGAACAGGCAACUUAUUUAUAAUUAUAUAUUAACUUAAACCGGGCAUUCACCAAAAUGGGUGGAUUCAAUCCUUUCACAAUUUGAUCUCUCAAAUGGAAAAUUUUGUCUUCUUGUGCAGGCCAUUUCCAAUAUCUUCCAGCUUUGAUAAUGGCUGACACCUCAUAUUUCUCUCCAACCACUGUUUGAAUUUCUCCAGGAAAUAACUGAUUGUUGUACUCGACCACACAACAACCUGACACUACAAAUUCAUCGGCGGACUUGUCAGGAUCGUUCUUGGCAUCUUUGGUCAUAACAUAACCAUGGCAAACGGAGUCAAUUAUUUUUAUGUGGUGGAAUGACUUAAGAGAGGAUGUCCACAAAAAUCAAACAUAAGGCGGCCACGACGGAAAAAUUGAUUUUGCUCAAAUUUUGCCCAGAUAUACCUUAAUAUAUCGGAAAAUGCACCAUAUAUUUUUUUAGGUCAAAUGCUUUUUUAACUUUGAGAAAAUGACGUUUUAACACGACCACCCUAAAUCACCAUUUUGUCUGGGAAAAUAUGCGCUGAUUUUACCGACAAAUUUCACGACGACAACCGCUUCUAAUCGAUCGAAAACCCUAAAAAUCUUGUUUUCGGUUAUUCAAAGGACCGGGUACGCGACUUACAGGAAAUUUGAGUUACUUUUAGGAAUAGAAAUAAUCGUAGUUUUGGAGCACACUAUCUUACUUCAUUUACGAUACCCUCUUAACAAAACCGAUUUUCACCAUGGGAUAAAGCUCCAAAUCGAUCAUGCUUCUACUAGUUGGCUCUUUAAUAAACAAGCUUUCAAUUGACGUAAAUACUUCUUUGGGCAAGUGAAUACGCGAUAAACGACAGCGCGUUGAAAUCGUCCGUUUUUGACGUCUUGCAAGUCAAACGCUGUUAAUUUACAUAUCGUCGAAGUAAACAAUUUAUUAAUCAAGUAUUCUAAGUAUUUUACCUUUUGAGAAGAAGAUAUAUUCCUGAAUGAAUGGACACUUUUUGCUUUGCUAAGUUUAAAAUUGGUCCAAAAAUCCCAAUAUAGUUGUGAAAUUUCAACAUAUACAGGUAUUUUGAGAUAUAAUAUUGUUGUCAGUUGCAUGAUAACUUCAGAUCACUGUUCAAUAUUGUCUACUUUUAAUAGCGCUAACAUACAAACCGAUGAGCUGUUUAGGGAUUAUAUUUGUUGUUAAAUUUACCAAAAUAAUUAGAACUACAACUGCUGUUUUCAGAGGUUUUGUUCCAUUUUGUCCAUAUUAAUUAAUGUACCAUUUUAUGUAUCCACUAUAAAUGUUUACGAAGACGUAAGUUAAUUAUUAAGAAGCUGUUAGCGUGCGUGUACAUGAAAUGAACGUUUAUAGUUUCCCGUCUAAGACGAGUUUCGCGUCCCUAAUAUGAAUUCGGCUAUUCAAAUAUAAGGGCUGGUAAACUAAAAAUAAAAACUCCUUAUAUGGAACUUUCCCCUCUGUUUAGACCGGUAAGUUAUAUAGACGGGAAUGUUCGGAUGCGAAACUCGUCUGUGCCCGGAUUCAUAUCAGACGAGUUCCCGUCUAAUACGAGUUUCCCGUCUCUAAUAUGAAUUCGGCUAAUGUGUGUUAAAACUUCAAGGUUUAAACUAUUGAUCUCAUUAAAAUCCCACAGACCACAACGAUUAUACGUAUUGAUUGUUUCUUGACGAUAGUAGAUGCAUAUGCAUGCAUGUUGCGUAAGAGGUCUGUUAUUUCGCUGGCCUCAGAAUGACAAAACGUAACAAAGCUUUACACUAACCCUAUUCCAAACACCAACUUUAUAACUUAACCCUAAUCCCUACCAUAACCCUUGCUCGUUAUUAAAUAACAUACUGUAGUAAAUAAUUUAAUCACCAUUUCUAAGUCUUUUACUUUUUCGGGACAAAAAACUACUUGAAAAAGAACAGGGCUUUAAAAAUUAUUUGAAGUAGAUAGUUAUGAUAAGACAGGGGUGGCGCCAGGGCCACCCAUGCAGGGGGGGGUGGCAAAGGGAGCAAUUUUCUCCGCGACCCCAGCUCAAGGAGGGCCGGCAAAUACAAAUUUGCAAGGGAUAAAAAGUUUGUCGACGGAUGGGGGAAUAAUUGUGGUUCACCGGGGUAUAAUUGGUAUAAUUGGCCCUGGGCCCCCAUAUUUCACUGAGCUGGCCUGGGCUGCACCAGUAAUUCUCCGACGGGGGAAGUCAUCGGUGCUCUCUUUCGAUCUUUGGCAAUUGGCAUUAAAACCACAAGAACUACAGACAAGUGACCGGGGCUGGAUUAACGUCGCGCGAGGCUCGUGGCAGAUUUUAGCGCGAGGUCCCCCCCUUGUUAUGAAAACCUUUGAAUUUAAAGACAAACAAAAUUGUUAAAUAAUUUUUUUCAAUAUUUCAAUUUAUUGGCAUCAAUUAUAAACGAGACAAUGGCCUGCCUGGCCCAGUUGUUGGGGCAACAUGUAUAAACAGGAUCAUAAUAUAACAGUUCAACGCAACUGGAGAUUAUAUGCACACGAGUAUUGCAUAUUUUCCCGGGGCCGUGCUGGGACCAACUGCCAAGCCUAGGCGCCCUAAAUGCACGAGGUCCCUAAAUUCGCGAGGCACCUAAAAUGGGUGUGUCCCAAUAGAAAAUGGUCGUGUUCUCCUAAAAGUGGGCGUGGCACAGUAAAGCGCGAGGCCCCCAUAAGCGCGAGGCCCGUGGCAUUUGCCGCAUCUGACACGUGGUUAAUCCGGCGUUAAACGAGCAACAAGCUUCCAUUUUCUUUAAACGCGACGUGUGGGGAGACAAUAAUAAUUUCUGGUGUCGCACUGGGGUAACAUAUCUCAAUGCUGUAUUUUUGGGUACUAGUACUUGUGGAAUAUAAUAAGAUCAAUAAACAAUAGUGUAUCAAAAUAAAGUAAUUUUACGGAUUAUUUUAACUGUGCAUCAAAGUGAACACACAUUAAAAUAAUUAUUCUAAACUAUUUGCUAUAAUUUGAGUUUGAGGUGGUUGAAUAUAUAAUAAAAUAACAAAUCUUGUAUGGAUUAAUGUUCAUUUCAUGUGCACGCUAUUAACAGCUGCUUAAUAACAAGACGCCUGCUCAGGCGUUCACACUGGCCUGAAAAUAACGAGAUACGUGCUAUGGUGCAAAAGGCAGGAAUACAAAUCUUAAACCGCAAGCAAAUUUUAUGGACUUUUUUUAAAAAAUAAAAGACCUUUUCGGGAGACGUUAAUGGUGCAAGUCUAUAACUAGGAGUUACUAUCGCAAGGAAAGUGCUGCCUUUUUGGCGUAUGAACUGAAUGCAAAAAUUUAUACUUCUACACAAUUCUCGGUUAUAUCCCCAGUUUCCUUCUUGUUCAUCAUUUAAGCCCGUUCACAAACUCAUUCUUAAAUUGUGUGCACGGAAUACGAGUAAAUAGCCAACAUGAAAAUGAAGCCAUUGGGUCAAAAGUGGAUAUUAAGGUCUAUUAGCUGCCAAUGCACACUACUUUCGUAUUAACUCUGGCUAACGCCACACCAAUUUACACUGUAACGCCAGACGAUUUUACUUGUUAGUGGCAGAGUACUGUCAGUAAAUGGGUUAACAAACACAUCUGCCAAUGUCUCUUAUUAACCCAUUAACAGGCAAUGCACCCUGCUUUAGUAUUCUUUAGUGACUCUUCAGAAUUUGCUCAGAGUCAAUGUGAGUAAAAUACAUCUUGUAUUCAAGCGCUUUCAUAUACAAAGUUUCGUUUGAAUACGGCACAGAGUAGGAAUAUUUAUUUUGAAUUUUUCAGAAUAUCGGGUUUUUACUCGCACGCACGUUUAUAGCUCGAUCAAUGCACGUGCAAAUCAUGCCGACCUACAGAAUCGAUUUCCAGUUUUUCCUAAACAGCGCAUUGUUUUGAUGUGCGUUCCAUGGGCCGCGCUAAAAAUAUAAAUAUUCUGUAAAUACCGAAAUAAAAGAUGACAAUCUCAAGACACAAGCUUGAAAAUAACACUAUAAAUAGUGUUUUCGAUUCUGGUUCCAAUAAUAUACGAUACGGAUACGUGAUCGCGCUUAGCGUGCGCACACACACUGGGCGCUCUGCAAAACUCUUUGUUUUGUACCUUUAUAACUCAAGAUUGAAAUCAAAUUGAAAUUGAAAAUUGUGGAUAAGAACAUUGUGUGUGGUAAUCUGAGGUUUGCAAACAGUUUUUGUAAUUAUAUUAGUCGAAAAAGUAACAAAUUUACGUGGAUUUGGUCUUUUCAAUUGUCAUUAAAAGACUUUCCGUUGACAAUCGCCAGCGCGUGCGUGACUGUGUGCUGACGCUAUUUAACCAGCUAACGAAUUCCUGCUGACCUGAAUCGCGCAAUUUAUCGUGAAAUUGUUGUUUUUUGCGCGUAAAUUGGAUUACGAUCAAUUUGAACAUGGUGUUCAACAAUUACUGUAAAACUCCUGGCUGUUCGUUGUAUUUUGGUAUUGUGUGGAUUUUAAUUUUAACCGCAAUCAUCUUGUUAUCUGAAAAAUCGAAGCUUGGAAGUGUAUAUUACGACGAAAAAACUACUUUUUCAAACAUUUCUAUCAGCUCCGAACUUGCAUCAAUAUCUGAUAGACUGUGUUUGCUUUGGACAUCUACGCGCGACCGUAUUAUUCAAAAAUAUAAUUUUCCAUUGAAGAAUUACCAUCGUUAUGGACUGCAGUUUCAUAUCAAGAAUAAUUACUCACAGCUCUUCCUAUGUAUUUUACUUGCUGGUGAUGUUGCCAUCAAUCCUGGACCGACCAUAACUUCAAAUCGGAUAUCUGAUUUAAAAUCGAACCCAUUAAACGCUCUACCUUAACGCAAGAAGUUUAAAAGCCUUUGUUCCCUCAGAUAACGAUCACUUGUCUAAAGUAUGUAAGAUUACAUUACUACAUCUGGUCUACAGUGGAACAUAUGACUUUAUCUGUAUCUGUGAAACAUGGCUUAAUGAAACUGUUCUCAGUAGUGAAUUGUUACCUGGAUACUCUAUUUUCCGUCGUGACAGAGUGGGAAAGAUUGGUGGCGGUGUGCUUGUUGCGGUAAAAAGUAAUAUACAUGCUACUCGUCGAAUGGAUCUUGAAAGAGAAAAUGUGGAACUUGUUGUCGUAGAAUUUGCCACGGAAAGCAACAAAACAGCUCUCCUUUAUACCUUUUAUCGUCCUCCUAAUUCCUGCCCUGAUGUAAUACAAUAUCUAAAUGCAUCGCUUCAAAGUAAUCCUCAAUCUAGCUGCAUUAUCUUGAUAGGAGACUUUAAUCUUCCAGCAAUUGACUGGUCUCUCGAUCAACCAACGCCUGCAACUAAUGGAGGUCAACUUGAAGAGUCAUUUUGUAAUUUGGUAGCUGUUAGUUUCCUACAACAAUUUAUCUCUGGUUCCACACACAUUGAUGGUAACAAGCUUGAUCUGCUGCUCUGUAACUGUCCUGAGAUUAUCAAAAACGUAUCAUCACUUCCACCCGAACAAUUAACUUUUCCAACCGAUCAUAACAUCAUCGAAUUCGAGGUCCAACAUUCGUUUCGUCGUGCUAACCCAGUAACACGCACUGUCUUCGAUUAUAGGCGGGGAAAUUUUGAUGAGCUCCGCAGUUACUUAACAUGCAAGCCCUGUGAAACUAUUUCAUCUGAUGAUAUUAACGAGUGCUGGUCACAAUGGAAAGAAUGGUUUCUAAAUGCUGUUCAGAAAUAUAUCCCUGUUAAAAACUUUAAGGACAAAAACUCGCCUCCCUGGAUUGACGGAGAAGUAAGAUACCAUAUUUGAAAGAAAUAUGCUGCCCUGAAGAAAUAUAGGAAAACUCGAACUGACUAUCGUAAGCAAAAGCUGCGUGAAAUAAGUCAAACUAUCAAAUAUCUAGUUCGAACGAAACAUUGUGACUACUUACUUAAGAUUAAGGAGUCUUUCCGCAGCAACCCGAAACUGUUCUGGAGCUAUCAUAAAGCUGUUUUUCAUCACCGGUCAACUCAAAACGCUGUCAUUUCACAUAGCGGCAUUGUGGCAAAAACACCUACUGAGAAAGCCGAACUUUUUAACUCCUACUUCUCGUCAGUUUUCCAACCUUCAACGACUAAUCAAGCUACUAACUCCCGCAAUUCUCGACUACCAACCGAUUCACAACUAAGUGAGAUCACACUCGAUGUCGAAGAAGUUGUAAACAGUCUGUUGAAUCUGAAUGUCUCAAAAGCUAGUGGCCCUGAUGGAAUUCCUGCCCGCCUUCUGAAAGAAUGUAGUCAUCAAAUCGCUCCAAGCCUUUGCACUCUUUACAACCAUUCACUAAGAUCUGGACAUAUUCCUUUUGAGUGGAAAUCAGCAGAUGUUACUCCAGUGCACAAGAAGAAUUCCAAAGAACCAGCUGUGAACUACAGACCAAUCUCGCUAUUGCCCAUCAUUAGUAAGACCCUACAACGGUGCAUUUACUGGAGAUUUUAUGACCAUGUUGUGAACCUUAUCAGUCCAUCUCAACACAGUUUUCUGAGAAAUCGCUCGUGUGUCACCCAACUCCUGUCAGCUUUCCACUCUAUCGGGCAAGAUCUUGAUAAGAAUACUGGACUUCUGAUAUUGACUUCAAUAUCUUGAUAAGAAUACUGGAUAAGAAUACUGGACUUGUACCUGGACUUCGUCAAAGCGUUUGACUCCGUUGACCAUAAUAUCUUACUGGAUAAGCUGCGUUGGUAUGGCGUGACAGGAUCUGUUCUUGAUUGGUUCGCUGACUAUUUAAACGGUAGGACUCAGAGAGUUGUUGUAGAUGGAGUAGCUUCUGCAUGGUCAUUAGUCACUUCAGGUGUGCCUCAGCGAAGCAUUCUUGGACCAGCUUUGUUCAUUAUAUUCAUUAACGAUCUCCCAGACAUCAUACAUAACGGAACUGAAAUUGCCCUGUUCGCGGACGAUACGAAAAUUCACAGACAUAUUAUCUCGACUCGCGACUGUGAAAGCUUACAACAUUCAUUGGUCAAGUUAGAUCUGUGGAGUAUGGAAAACAAUCUCUUCUUCAAUGCCUCUAAGUGUAAAGUCCUCACCGUCACACGAAAGAAAACGCCUAUCAUCUACGAAUACACCCUUGGGACCGAAAAGCUAACUCGGGUUGACCAUGAAAAGGACCUUGGUAUUACGACUACUACAAAACUCUCAUGGAAACUACACAUAAACACCAUGGUUGCGAAGGCCAACAAAAUGUUAGGUAUACUAAAAAGAACCUGCACUAGUAUUACAGACAUGAACACCCGGCGAACUUUGUAUCUGUCACUUGUGAAGUCCCAGUUGUUGUAUGCUUCGGAGGUGUGGUCACUGGUUAACAACGUUCAGCUAUCAAGACAAGUAGAGAAAGUCCAACGGAGGGCAACCAAGUGGAUACUAAUGAACAGAGAGAUGCCUUACAAAGAACGGCUGUCGUCGUUAAACCUGCUACCAUUAAGUUACGAUAGAGAAAUGAAGGACUUAAUAUUCUUUUAUAAAGCUUUAUUUGGUUUUAUAAACGUGAACUUGAGUAACUAUGUGUCGUUUGUCAGCCGUGGUCGUACUCGAUUGAGUCUUUCCUCUGAGUAUAUCCUUCAAAACCCACUGUGUAAAACUACCACUUUUCAAUCCUCCUACUACAACCGUAUUGUCAAUAUCUGGAACACUGUAUCUCAAGAAGUAUCUCUUGACAGUUUCUCUAGACCUAGUUCUUUUAAAUGUUAUCUCAAGCACAAAUAUUCAAACUUAGUUAACUCUAUUUAUGACGCAGACGUGUCUUGCACGUGGUCUUUGACUUGGGACUGCCGUUGCCACAGGUCCUAA
Paramuricea clavata is the source of this 15612-nucleotide messenger RNA. NCBI's taxonomy places the organism in Eukaryota, Metazoa, Cnidaria, Anthozoa, Malacalcyonacea, Plexauridae. The record is from the annotation of a GenBank genome assembly.